Messenger RNA from Cornus florida, 1976 nucleotides. Its product is annotated as protein SLOW WALKER 1. Gene Ontology annotation, biological process: positive regulation of transcription by RNA polymerase I; rRNA processing. Gene Ontology annotation, molecular function: protein binding. The transcript has a single exon. Gene Ontology annotation, cellular component: nucleolus. The record is from RefSeq and is a predicted model, not a curated record. Bases 81 to 1709 code for a protein of 542 amino acids. Lineage: Eukaryota; Viridiplantae; Streptophyta; Magnoliopsida; Cornales; Cornaceae.
UAGUAGCCAUUAGGCAACUACAAUCCAAACAAUACCAAAACCCUAAACCCUAAACCCUCACACUUCCCUCAGCUCCUUCAAUGGCGGACCAAUUGAUUGCCAAGAUGAAUCAGCAGGACCAGUCACAGUUAGGAGGCGGCGGCAUAGCCAAACUCUUCCCUGUAACACGAAAACUGAAACCCACUUCCUCAAAAUCCUCAAUUUCUCCAGAAUCAAAGUACUGGAAAUCAUUCAAGCCACAACCCAUCCAAACCCUAAUCUCCUCCAUCACCUCUCUCUCCUUCUCCCCGACAGCUCCUCAUGAUUUCGCCGCCACCCACUCCGCCACCGUCACCAUCUUCUCCGCCCAAACCCUCGAGCCCAAAUCCACCAUCUCCGCCUUCUCCGAUACCGCCACCUCCGCCUCCUUCCGCUCCGACGGCCGCCUCCUUGCCGCCGGAUCCCUCUCCGGCCUUGUCCAGGUCUUCGACAUCAAGACCCGCUCCCCUCUUCGUCAACUCCGCGGUCACUCGCGCCCCGUCCACCUCGUCCGAUACCCCCGCCUCGAUAAGCUCCACCUCCUCUCCGGCGGCGAUGACUCCAUCGUCAAGUACUGGGACGUCGCGUCCCAAACCCGGAUCGGUGAACUUCUAGGGCACAAAGAUUACGUUCGCUGCGGCGACAGCUCCCCCGCUAGCGAUGACAUGUUCGUUACGGGAUCCUAUGAUCACACAGUUAGGGUUUGGGAUGUUAGGGUUUCGGGUUUGAGCUCAGUGAUGGAGCUCAAUCAUGGGAAGCCGGUCGAAGACGCAAUCUUUUUGCCUUCCGGAGGGCUAAUUGCAACCGCGGGUGGGAAUUGUGUGAAAAUUUGGGAUGUGAUCGCAGGAGGGAAGUUACUGUAUUCAAUGGAGAGUCAUAACAAGACUGUGACUUCGAUUUGUGUGGGGAAGAUUGGGAAGGAUAGUGGUGAAUCAGCUCAGGAGUAUAGGAUUUUGAGCGUCUCAUUGGAUGGAUAUAUGAAGGUUUUUGACUAUGCAAAGUUUAAGGUUACUCAUACAAUGAGGUUUCCGGCGCCUCUUUUAUCGGUUGGGUUCUCACCGGAUUGUUUGACUAGGGUAAUCGGUACUUCGAAUGGCACCAUAUUUGCAGGGAAGAGGAAAGUGAAGGAAGAUGUGGGUUCUGAGUUGGGGGACUAUGUGGGGUUGGGUUCUGUGGAGGAGCCUCACAAGAGGGUUUUAAGGCCUUCGUACUUUCGGUACUUCCAUAGGGGUCAAAAUGAGAAGCCUUCUAAAGGUGAUUACUUGAUUAUGAGGCCGAAAAAGGUGAAAUUAGCUGAGCAUGAUAAGUUGUUGAAGAAGUUCAGGCACAAGGAAGCUCUUGUGUCUGCCUUAAGAGGAAAGAAUCCGGAGAAUGUUGUGGCUGUAAUGGAGGAGUUGGUGGCAAGGAAGAAGUUGAUGAGGUGUGUUUCGAAUUUGGACACAGAGGAGCUUGGGUUGUUAUUGGAGUUUCUGCAAAGGUACACAACAAUGCCUAGGUAUGCCCGGUUGUUGAUGGGGUUGGCCAAGAAGGUUCUUGAAAUGAGGGCUGAAGAUGUUAGAGCUUCUGAUGUUCUGAAAGGCCAUAUUAGAAAUCUAAAGCGAUCCGUGGAGGAGGAGCUAAGAAUUCAACAGUCCUUGCAAGAGAUACAGGGUAUAAUAUCUCCCUUGCUGAGAAUUGCUGGAAGGAGAUGAAAUGUAAGAGAUUCUCUGUUAUGUACUGGGUAGUGUUUUUUCCUUGUUUGUUUGCUUGGAUUUACUUCCAAGAUGAGAGAGGUUUAUCAUGAUCUAAUAGUUGUUCCUCUUUUUGUUUCUUUUAUGAAGGAAAUUGUGCUAUCAAAUUAAGAAAUGCCCAAGAUGCUAUUUUUGUUGUCAACCAAAUGUUCUCUCUUUUGUUGCGGUGUAAUGUUUUCGAUUUAUGCAAACAUUCUACUUAUACUAUGGCUGUUCUUUUAUUAUCUA